AUAUAAAAGGCAAGUAAAUUAUAUAUCUUAAUACAUACCAGUAGUUUGAAGUGACGUACGAUAAUUAUCCUUUGAUUAGAGAAUAAAUAAAUUCAGUAAAAUUGCAGAUACUAUUUCUAUCGCAAGACAUGACAUUUGUUGGCCAGAUAAUAUUUCUCGACAACAGUUAAAAUAAUGAUUUAUCGUUGAGAGGACUAAUGUCACUUAGAAAUUUUCUAGAUAUGUGUUCUAAAAUUACCAAUUUUUUUAAUGGUAUGUUAUGUAUUCAGAAUCGAAUAAGGAAGAUGAACUCCUGCUGUUACCAGAAGUUGGUACCAAAAAGUUCAUCGGAUUUCCCAAACUCAAUUCCGAAAAUGCGAUCAUGAAAGGAGUCGUUAAACAAUUGGAAAAGUGGCCUUCUUAUCUUUUCUUUGUCUUUUUUAUUGCAUGCGUCAUAAUGGUGAAUCUUGUCUUGCUCAUCAUUGUAUCAGUUACUCUUUCUUUACCUACGAACUCAACGAAUACUGAUAACCACCGAGAGGAAUUUAAUAAGAGAUCGAUCAAUGUAUACUCAGUAAGACAAGAAGAUCGUACAUGGUCAAUGAUGGAUCUUUGCCACAUUGAAAGUGCAGCACGUGAGAACCCAGAGUUAAAUAUCCAUCUAAUAAGUUUACACAAAAAAACCGAUAAGGAAGAUUCUAUGAAAGAUUUUAUAGUGACGAAGAAAUUUGAGCCUGAAAUUAGAUCGAUUACAAAUGCGAUCGAUUUACAGAACAAAGCAACCAGAUCUUUAUGGAUAAUGCGAGAAGAUCGUUUGAGAUAUCAAAUUACUCAUAAAUACGAGAACAUUAAAAACCACGAUAUCAUCGUCGACAAUUUCUUUCAAGGAACCAAUCUCUCUAAAGUAGCUGGAAAUUUAAAUAAUAAGAUAUUAAAAAUAGCUACCGAAGCGUAUUUCAUUUGGAAUUCAUCCGGAAUCGCUUUGGAUCCUAAAUUAUAUUGCAAUCUGAAAUAUAUUUCACAAGUUAUGUGCAAAAAAGAAAAUGAAAAAUGUGUAUUCGAUGGAUUGGCCACUAUUGAUCCUCAAAAUGAUAUUCAAGCUGCUGGAGUACCCUGUCAAGCAUUUAUAGGAUAUUUUAUAAAUGACAUAGCGAAAAACGAAUCGAUUCGUAAAGAAGGAGCAUUAUUUAAGUCCAUAAAUAAGUUUUGUCCACAAAUACAUUCCUGCAACGAAAUUAGAAUAUUGAAAUACAUUAGAACGUGCUCAUUGGAAACCUUAAAAUGUCCAAUUGUUUAUCGUCGUGGAUUUUUACUAAGUGCAUUGAGUUACAACUACAUGUUACCCCAUUUAUGAUAAAAGAGUAUUAUAAUGAGUAUCACAAAUAAAUAUAUUCUUUAUAAGAAAAUUACAGAUAAUAUAUAAUACGUUAAAUGAAAGAAAGAAAGCAAAAUAAAAA
Vespa mandarinia (Asian giant hornet) is the source of this 1436-nucleotide messenger RNA. RefSeq lists its product as uncharacterized. NCBI's taxonomy places the organism in Eukaryota, Metazoa, Arthropoda, Insecta, Hymenoptera, Vespidae. The record is from RefSeq and is a predicted model, not a curated record.